AUGCGUUGUCUCAUUUCGUUUGAAAGCGUUGGAGCCAUUAUUGCGAAGUGGGUCGUGGAAAGAGUAGUGACGAAGCCAAACUUUGAUCAACAUGUUUUGAUCGACGUCAACGUUGUCCUCGACCAUCAUUAUUGUCCGACAACGCUAGAUUGCUGUUCCGUUCAACUCUAUCUCGCUGGUGCUCGCCGACUAGAAUCAUAUCAAGGUGGAUCAUUCCACAAUCCUCGCCCUGUCUGUCGCUCAAGCAUUUUAGGAUAUGCGUCUCUUGGACGCAGUUUUUCGGUUUCGGGGUGA
Laccaria bicolor S238N-H82 is the source of this 294-nucleotide messenger RNA. RefSeq lists its product as uncharacterized. NCBI's taxonomy places the organism in Eukaryota, Fungi, Basidiomycota, Agaricomycetes, Agaricales, Hydnangiaceae. The coding region runs from base 1 to 294 and encodes 97 amino acids. The transcript is spliced from 3 exons. The record is from RefSeq and is a predicted model, not a curated record.